This is a messenger RNA of Amorphotheca resinae ATCC 22711, 2336 nucleotides long. RefSeq lists its product as hypothetical. Gene Ontology annotation, biological process: regulation of translation. Gene Ontology annotation, cellular component: nucleolus. Lineage: Eukaryota; Fungi; Ascomycota; Leotiomycetes; Helotiales; Amorphothecaceae. The record is from RefSeq and is a predicted model, not a curated record. The transcript has 2 exons. Gene Ontology annotation, molecular function: mRNA binding. Bases 10 to 2199 code for a protein of 729 amino acids.
AACGCAACAAUGCCUACUGCGGUUUCGACAAAGAAUUCAAUGAAUGGGAUCAAGAGGAAAGGAGCUCCUUCUAAGGAUGCUCAUGCAAAGGAGACCAAGAAACCCAAAAUUGAUUCGGGUCUCAAAUCAGCAAUGAAAAGCAAGAAGGCGAAACCGGUCAAGAAAUCUGAGGAACCGAGCGGCUCAGAUUCUGAUGGAGGAGUUCCUCUGGAUAGCAAGAAAUCAGCAGAUUCAGAGGAUCUCGACGAGUCAGACACUACAGAAUUCGCUGACGACGACGACAAGCCAUCUCCAGUGGCUAAAGAUGGUAUACAUCCUGAGCGAGCAAAAGCUGUUCUGGUGAACAGUCAAUCAUCGAAAGAAGCGCAUGCAAAGCAAAAGCAAUUGGCCCUGGAACGAAAAGCAGCCAAGCCUUUGGCAGAAUCAUUGGCCCGCACGAAGAAGAUAUGGGAGCGUCUCCGCCGGAAGUCACACGUCCCACAUCAGGAGAGAAAGGAGCUGGUUGCGGAAUUAUUUGAAAUUAUCACCGGCAGGAUCAAGGACUUCGUAUUGAAACAUGACAGUGUCAGAGUCAUUCAGACUGCCAUCAAAUAUGCCAAUUUGGAACAAAGGAAAAUGAUUGCAAGGGAGCUCGGGGGUUCAUAUCGACAGCUUGCGGAGAGCAGAUACGCCAAAUUCUUGAUUGGGAAGCUGUUGGUUCAGGGCGAUAAUGAGAUCAGAGACAUCAUCGUGCCGGAGUUCUUUGGAAAUGUCCGUCGACUUAUCAAGCAUCCUGAAGCUUCAUGGAUCCUUGAUGAUGUGUAUCGUGGGGUAGCAAGCAAACAACAAAAGGCGAUCAUACUUAGAGAAUGGUAUGGUGCUGAGUUUGCUCUAUUCCAAAAGGACAGUUCGGAGAAAGUGGAAUCAGAUCUUUCCAAGAUCCUGUCUGAGAAUUCGAGCAAACGUGCUCCAAUCAUGCGUUCUUUACAUGAACUCAUCAAUCAUCUCAUCCAAAAGAAGAUGACCGGAUUCACACUUUUGCACGACGCCAUGCUACAGUACUUCCUUAGCGCGAAACCAGGUACCGAAGAGAUUACUGAUUUUAUUGAAUUAUUAAAGGGCGAUGAAGAGGGGGACUUGAUGAAGAACUUGGCAUUUACUAAGUCUGGAUCGCGAGUUGUUUGUCUCGCAUUGGCAUAUGGAACUGCCAAGGACCGAAAGCAAAUCCUGAAGACGUACAAAGAUACUUUACAGCUGAUGGCAGGCGACCCUAAUGGUCACAAUGUCAUCCUCGCAGCCUACGAAGUCAUUGAUGACACGGUCCUGACCUCCAAAUCGAUCUUCCCAGAACUGCUGAGCAAGGAUGCGGAAAAACAGGUCGAGAACAUUGUCUUCUUUGCCAACGAUAUCAAUGCUCGCACGACGCUCCUUUAUCUCUUCCAAGGUCGAACCAAGGCCUUAUUUCCACCAAGUCUCUCGUCAGAUCUCGAGCUUCUAGCAGAGGUCGAUACCGUCCGCACGACGACUAGCAAGAAGGACCCCGAAAUCAGGCGAAGCGAGUUAGCGAAGGCCUUAUCUCCAUAUCUCCUAAAUGCCAUCCCCGCUGCAGCAGCAGAUCUUGUUGCUACAUCUUUUGGUUGCCAAUUCAUUACCGAGGUGUUGCUUGGAGCUGAAGGCGACAAAUCCGCAGCUUUGGCCGCCGUUGCGGAGACCGCAGCUGGAGAUCCAAGCUACGUCGAACCUGCACCUGCUGAGGGAGAUACCACGACCACCGAGAACCCUCAACCACAGUCCCACAUUGCGAGCAAACCAUAUGGCGGAAAGAUGCUUAAAACGCUGGUUGCGGGCGGUCAUUUCGACCCCAAGACUAAAUCCGUCGUACCUGUGGUUCCAGCUCUGAAUUUCGCUGAUAUCCUGUAUCCAAAGAUCAAGGACUAUAUCAUUGAAUGGGCCACGGGGUCCAGCUCUUUCGUGAUACUGGCUCUUCUCGAGUCAAGUGAUUUUUCGAAGAAAAAGGAAGUUCUCAAAGCGUUGAAGGAUAAUAAGGAGAAGCUCCAAAAAGCAGCAAAGGAAGAGACGGUUGAACAGAAGGCGAGAAGAGAGGAAGCAGAAGCUGCUGAGAAGGCUGCUGGGGGUUCAGGGAAAGGAAAGAAGGGCAAAAGUGCAGAACGGAGGGAAGUGGGCAAUAAAGGCUCGGCGCUCUUGUUGGAAAAGUUAUGAUAGAUUUUCCUAAUGGAUACCCAAAAUCAUGGCAAUAUCAAGACGGUUCGUCAGGUAGCUGACAAUCCAUGCUGCAUAUUCAUGGAACAUGCGCCAGUUGGUCAUAGGCUUUAAAUAAUGUACUGCAUAUCCUCCUG